Messenger RNA from Ochotona curzoniae (black-lipped pika), 417 nucleotides. RefSeq names its product phosphoinositide interacting regulator of transient receptor potential channels (gene PIRT). The transcript has a single exon. Gene Ontology annotation, molecular function: transmembrane transporter binding; phosphatidylinositol bisphosphate binding. Gene Ontology annotation, biological process: positive regulation of cation channel activity; phosphatidylinositol-mediated signaling. The record is from RefSeq and is a predicted model, not a curated record. Bases 1 to 417 code for a protein of 138 amino acids. Lineage: Eukaryota; Metazoa; Chordata; Mammalia; Lagomorpha; Ochotonidae.
AUGACAAUGGAGAGUCUACCCAAAGUCCUGGAGGUUGACGAGAAGUCCCCAGAAUCUAAGGACUUGCUUCCCAGCCAGACUGCCAGCUCACUGUGCAUCAGCUCCAGGAGUGAGUCAGUCUGGACCACCACACCCAAGAGCAACUGGGAGAUCUACCGUAAGCCCAUUAUCAUCAUGUCAGUGGGCAGCGCCAUCCUGCUGUUCGGCGUGGCCAUCACCUGCCUGGCCUACACCUUGAAACUGGAGACUAAGAUCUUGGCGAUCCUCAGGAUGAUAGGGCCAGCCUUCCUGUCCCUGGGACUUAUGAUGCUGGUGUGCGGCCUGGUGUGGGUACCCAUCAUUAAGAAGAAACAGAAGCAGAGGCAGAAGUCGAGUUUCUUCCAGAGCCUCAAGUUCUUUUUCAUGAAUUGCUGCUGA